AUGGAAGAACUACCCUCUUGUUCUGAAAAGAAAGACAGUGAAGAUAACAAUGAAACUUUUGUUACAUGUGUUGACACAGAUGAUCUUGAACAAGCAAAGGGGUUGGCGGGUACUACAAAAAAUAUUGAAAGUGAAAAAACCCAAAACUCUCCGAGUCUUGGUUUAGGUACUCCUUGUUCAGAGAAAAUUGUAAGCACUGCUACAGUGGCAGCAGGAGAAACAGCAUUCAAAGUAGCUUCCAAAGCUGAUGAAACUAAUUCUGAUAAUUUGGGUCAAUCAGCUGUUGUAAGUAAUCAGUGUGUAGAUGUUACUCUGGCUCAGGAAUCUCUGGAUAGCUUCAGGAGUGCAGUAACUAGUCCAGUAGUUCAAACUUUAGAGUCUUCGAGCAUGACUGAAUAUGACACCCCCAACACUUCUGUUUCUUCCAAAUCUUCAUUGGUGCCUGAAUCUCAAGUCAAGGUCAGUGUAGGUGGCACUUCCCCAUGCAAAGCAUUAAUUUCCCUUGUAGGAUAUGGAGAGUCAGACAGUGAUGAUGACAUGGAAGCUGAUGCUGAAGUUGAGGAAGUUCAGCAGGCAUUUAGUAAUGAAAAUGAAAAGGAUGAUGCAGAGAUUGUUACAGUACCAACAACAUCCAGCUGUGUCAUUGCACAGGGCAGUGCAGCCACAUCUUUGGAUAACCCUGAAAAGGCUUCAGUUAUUGAUUUAACUACAGAUAACCGUCAUUUUACUGUAGAUCUAGGCAGUGGUACUGAUGAUUCUGAAAGUGACUCUGAUUCAUCGUCUUCAUCGUCUUCCUCUUCCUCAUCCACCGUACCUCUAUCCUCUUCAUCAGAAGAAUCAAGUGAUGAUGAGAUAGUACUUGUGAGACAGACUACAAAGGAUGCACAUCAAACUGGAGAGAAGCCAAAUAAGGAAGGACUUUCCCAUAAGAAAAAGCGCAAUACACUACUCACACCUGGGGAGAUCAGUAUUGAAGACUUGCCUCCUAUAGAAAAUUUAAAGAUUACUGUUCCUGAAGAUAAAAUUCGGGUCAUUGGAUAUGUUUUCAACAUUGUUGAGCAGCAAGUUGUGGUUCAAGGUCAUCAUGGCAUUCCUCCCAUAGACUUGGACUCAGUGUUGUUUCUAGACAAUGGCAAGAAAGUUUUGGGGGUGGUAUUUGAUGUCUUUGGACAAGUUCAGGAACCUCUGUAUGUUGUGCGGUUUAAUUCCAGCGAACAUGUCAAGGAGCUUGGUAUCAAUAAAGGAGAGCCUGUAUUUUAUGCACCAGAAACAGAACAUGCAAGCUUUGUUGUGAUUGAUGAUCUCAUGAGAAUGAAAGGCAGUGAUGCUUCAGGCUUGACUGGUAAUGAAGUUUUGCCAUGUGAAUUGACAGACUUUUCAGAUGAUGAAGAGGAAGCUAAAGUCAAAGGGGUAGUAAAACAGAGUAAGUUUCAGAGUUCAACUGGUGAGUUCCAGCCCAGCCGAAAACGGAGUCGAAAUAUGGGGGGUCGGGAGAAAGGAGCUGGAAAAGAUAGACCUUGCAGGGGUGGUUUGCCUAAUCCUUUCAGUGGCCAGGGUAUGAAAUCAGGGCCUCGUUUUCAUUCAGGACCACGCCCAUUUAUGAAGCAGAGAUUUCCUGGAAAUUCAGGGGGUGGACCACCUUACAUGCAGGGGCCUCGGUUUGAUGAUUAUGGUUGUAGACCUGUUGCACCUUUCCCGAAUCAGUUUGAAAUGAAUGGUAACAUGAACUAUGAUGUAAACUCAAGCCAAUAUCAUGGUAGUCCAAGUCCUGGGCCAAGUAUUAAUUAUCAUCCUAACAGCCCAAGACCAUGGGUUCAACAGAUUCCUAAUCACCAGUUUAGUUGCCAUACUUCAUUUUCAAAUCAGAGACCAGGUUUUCCUCCUGUAAAUGAUGGAAGUAUGCCUCAUCCUGUUCAUACUACUCCCCCUCCUCCUCCUUGUCAGAUUGCUUUUAGUCCCAGACCUCCAACGCCCACCUCGGUAGGUGAGCAUCCAAACAUGGGACCCCCUGUAACUUCAGGACCACCUCCCCGUUUCCAUUCUUAUCCAGUUCCUGGGACACCAGGACCCUCCCCUGGUUCUUCAGGUUUUCAGAAUUUGGGUUCUCCAGUUCCACCUCCAUCCCCUCAUCAUCAUGUUAAUCACCAAAACAUGGCACCCCAGACAUAUUCCUCAUUUCCCCCACAAAGACCCCCUCAUCCUGUUAAUGAAUUUCCUGACAUGAUGCCUCCACCUCAGCCGCACAUUGACAUUUCAAGCCCGCCACCACCAAUGUCACCUGCCAUGAAUGGAGGGUGGAUGCCUCCAAGAAAUGCACCUUCAUAUCCUCCUAAUUCUUUUGCCCCUCCACCUCCACCACCACCUCCUACCCCACCUCCACACCAAUAUCCACCCUAUGCAGUUCCACCACCUUUUCCAAAAUUUUCUUAAUCCUGAAAUACUUAUAAAGACAAAAUUUAAACAAUUGACCUAUGCUUUUUAAGAAUUUUGACAAUUAUUGCAAGAUAAGUCUCCACAAGUUUGGUAAGGUAUAGUAAAUUGGGAAAAUUAUUAUUUUAAAAGAGAAAAAGAAUUUAAACAUUCUUUGUACCUAAACCAAAGCCAAAAACUGUGCUAUUAUAAAUUUCUGUCGGUGAAAGACUUGCCAAUAUAGAAUAAUCAAAGCUUCAAUUUAACCACAUAUUAUUUGAACAUUUUUCAACCGUAUAUUAUUUGGACCUUUUUCAGUGUGAUAGCUUCAAAUUUUUAUCUGUAAUAUAACUGAUUAAUGUCAAUUUAAUUUCAGUGCAUUAAAUAUUUGAGUGAAUGAGGUCAAGUAUUAAAAAGCUUUUUAAUAUACUACCUAGGUUGCAUACAAGAUCACUGUAUUCAUUUGGCUCUGGAAUUAAAUCAUUAUGAAUAGAAUUUGCAUUUUGCUUAUAAGUGUUGUAUGGGAGAGAAAUUGUAUACAUGCAUGAUUUGUUAAUGCUGUGUAAAUUUGUAAAAUAAACCCAUAAAGUUAUGAAA
Molecule: messenger RNA, 3006 nt
Organism: Macrobrachium nipponense
Lineage: Eukaryota; Metazoa; Arthropoda; Malacostraca; Decapoda; Palaemonidae
Product: H/ACA ribonucleoprotein complex non-core subunit NAF1-like
Exons: 7
Coding region: 1-2430 (809 amino acids)
Biological process (GO): pseudouridine synthesis; ribosome biogenesis; box H/ACA snoRNP assembly
Cellular component (GO): sno(s)RNA-containing ribonucleoprotein complex
Molecular function (GO): RNA binding
Source: RefSeq, a predicted model, not a curated record